Messenger RNA from Anopheles coustani, 1003 nucleotides. It is a transcript of the gene Pex2, whose product is annotated as peroxisome biogenesis factor 2. The record is from RefSeq and is a predicted model, not a curated record. Lineage: Eukaryota; Metazoa; Arthropoda; Insecta; Diptera; Culicidae. Gene Ontology annotation, biological process: protein import into peroxisome matrix. Bases 51 to 878 code for a protein of 275 amino acids. Gene Ontology annotation, molecular function: zinc ion binding. The transcript is spliced from 3 exons. Gene Ontology annotation, cellular component: peroxisomal membrane.
CCAAAACAUGACUUCACAACCUAUAAUUUGUAGAUAAAACCAGAGUAACAAUGAAAACUAACUUUGUGCCUCGCGUUAAUCAGUUGGACUCCAUUCAACUGGACAGCGAAAUACAGAACCUGCUGCGGCAACAAAUUCAAAACAUCCUCCAGUGUCUACCGCCAGGCCUUUUAAGUCACCUUCAACCGGAGAUAAACUUUGUGCUCAACUCGGCGCUAUGGAACUUUUCUCUUCCCAAGUCGUAUGCAACGUUCGGCCAGCAAAUGUUGUCGAUAGCAUACGAAAAAGACCAAUUACCCUCGGCAAAGCUGGGUCUUCACUACCUGCUAACGACGUUGCUUCCCUAUAUUAAGGAAAGUUGCCAAUUCCGUCUAACCAGUUGGUCGCUGCUGCAACGAGUUCUUUCUGUAGUGGAAAAUGCGCUCGUUUUGUUCAAUCUGUUGAAUUUCUUCAAGUUCCUUAAAUCAGGCAAACAACCAUCGCUGGUGGACUGUUUGCUGCGCAUCAACCACCGUUCUCUGGACGGCGCAAAGCGUCGAACUAUCGGAUACUCCUACAUGACGCGCGAGUUGGUUUGGGCCGGGUUUAUGGAGUUGCUGGGAUUCACCAUACCGUUUAUCAACUACCAUUCGUUGAAGCGAAAGUUAAGAAACGCCCUACGGCUUGACCCGUACCAGCAGCCUGUCGAGCGGGUUGAACUGACCUCGGAAAGCAAAUGCGCUUACUGCAACGAACGUGUUAUCCUUCCUCACCACAUGGGUUGCAGUCAUGUGUUCUGUUACUAUUGCCUUAAGGGCAAUCAAUUAGCUGACGAGGGAUUCGAAUGUAACGUCUGUGACUACCGGAGCGAUUCGUUUAAGAAAGUUUUAGUUUUGUAGUAAAGUGAUUUUUGUUUUUCUGCUUGUUAUUGGAUGAGGUUACACAUUAGUACGAUGUACGGGUUAAAAGUUUACGGAAAAUAAUUACAAAGUUCACUAUGAUUAAGUAAUGUGUUGCAAAAUUC